Candoia aspera is the source of this 2140-nucleotide messenger RNA. RefSeq names its product kinesin family member 22 (gene KIF22). Gene Ontology annotation, biological process: microtubule-based movement. Gene Ontology annotation, cellular component: microtubule; kinesin complex. The coding region runs from base 82 to 2019 and encodes 645 amino acids. NCBI's taxonomy places the organism in Eukaryota, Metazoa, Chordata, Lepidosauria, Squamata, Candoiidae. The transcript has 13 exons. The record is from RefSeq and is a predicted model, not a curated record. Gene Ontology annotation, molecular function: ATP binding; ATP hydrolysis activity; plus-end-directed microtubule motor activity.
CGGGCUUAGCGCCAAAUACAAACGGAGUUUGGGAACCGCCUUUGUGGUGGGUGAAGCGGCUUGGACGUGGGAAGGGCAUUCAUGACAACCCAUCAGCAAUUGAGACGGACUGACUUCCGGCGCCCUGCUAAUGCCCCCGAGCAAGUACGGGUUUGUGUACGACUGCGUCCAGGUGUGGGAACUGGACAAGGCCAGGAUGCUCCAUGUGUACGAGGUGUGGAUUCCCACUCCUUGGAAAUUAUCAACUGGAGGAAUGAGAUGGAGACUAUGAAUUACAAGUUUGAUGCGUUUUAUGGUGAGGCAGCCACCCAACAUGAUGUCUACAUGGGGUCAGUUCAGCCUGUCUUACACCAUCUGCUGGAGGGGCAGAAUGCCAGCAUAUUGGCUUAUGGACCAACUGGAGCAGGCAAGACGCACACCAUGUUGGGGAAUCCAGAUCAGCCAGGAGUGAUCCCUCGAGCUGUUCGAGAUGUCUUGAAGAUGACAAGGGAUGCUACAGGAGAUAAAUGCAAAUACUCAGUCUCUAUGUCCUAUCUGGAAAUCUAUCAAGAAAAGGUUUUGGACCUCCUUCAGCCCUCCCUCCGAGACUUGCCUAUCCGGGAGGAUCGUAACCACAACAUCCUGGUGCCAGACUUGACACAGAAAGAGAUUGCUAACUUUGCAGACUUUGAAAGCCAUUUUCUGCCUGCGAGCAGCAACCGAACUGUGGCAUCGACUCAGCUGAACCAGCGCUCAAGCCGCAGUCACGCUGUAUUGCUGGUUCAGGUGAACCAGAUCCAGGGCUGGCUAACAUAUGCUCACCGGGCGGCAAAGCUGUGCCUGAUCGACUUAGCGGGCUCAGAGGACAAUCGACGAACAGGCAACAAAGGCCUACGCCUGAAAGAGAGCGGAGCCAUCAACAACUCCCUCUUUGUACUCAGCAAGGUGGUUGAUGCCCUUAAUCAGGGUUUGCCUCGAGUUCCCUAUAGAGACAGCAAGCUGACCCGUCUGCUGCAGGACUCUCUGGGAGGUAGUGCCCACAGCUUGAUUAUUGCAAACAUUGCUCCAGAGAAGAAGUACUACUUUGACACCCUCACGAGCCUCAACUUUGCUGCAAAGUCCAAACAAGUUGUGAAUAAACCCUUCACCCAGAAAGCCCUGCCAGCAACCGGUCGUAGGAGACCAGGAAAGUCUGAGGAGACUGGCACUCUGAGCAACCAAUCAGGAGCAGGAAGGCCUCCUCCUUUAGACAGCAAGAGGCCUUGUCUAGGCUUCGGUGGUGCAGGCCCUGAGGCCAAGAGACCUUGCCUGCCCGAAGAACAGCCACAGCCACUUGAGGAGAAGUCACUCAGUUCUUUGCUGCCUCUGGAGAAUCUCGAGCCCGCUGUGGCUGAACGACUGCUACGACUAGAGGCCUUGGAGAAGGAGCGCUUGGGGAGCCACGCGUUGCCCCUGCUUAACACGCCACGCAGGGAGCGCUUGAACGUUCUGAGACUGCUGGAUGAGACACGCCGUGAGCUGAAGAGUCUUAAAGAAAAGCAGCUAGAGAUGGAAGCCCAUUCUCUGAAGAAGAAAGACAGGGCACUUUUCUCCCGAGCUACAAAACCCCGGAUACAGGCCACAGUACUGCCCCUCCAACAAGUGCAGACACCUGUCAAGUGUCAGGAAGAGGAGGAAGGUGUUGUUAUCCUGAAACCAAAGAAGAGAGGCCGAAAGAGGAAGACUUCAGCCCUCGACUCUGAAAACAAGGCUCCCCCUGAGUGGGAGGUGGAGGUCCGUCCGGACCUGCUGGCUCAUAGCAAGGCUAAUAUCCUGUCCCUCCUGAACUCAGGUUCUGUGAAGGAUCUGAUGGCCCUACACUGCAUUGGCAAGAAAAAGGCGCAGCUCAUUGUGAGCUGGAGAGACCUGCAUGGAUCCUUUGAGAAGGUACAGGACCUUGAGAAAAUUCAUGGUAUUACAGCUAAGCGAAUAGACUCUUUUAUGAAGGUAUGCAUUAAGUUUGUACUCAGAACAGAGGAGGAUUAUCUACAGGUUAUCUAAUGUAGUUGGAUCAGAAUUCCAAUUAGCAGUGUGGCCGGUGGGUGGGGAUGAUGGAAGUUGUCACUCAACAUCUGGAAAGUCACUGUUUUCCCAUCUUUAUGUAAGGGUUUUUUUAAAUAGG